Mauremys reevesii (Reeves's turtle) is the source of this 4643-nucleotide messenger RNA. It is a transcript of the gene P2RY1, whose product is annotated as purinergic receptor P2Y1. NCBI's taxonomy places the organism in Eukaryota, Metazoa, Chordata, Testudines, Geoemydidae. Gene Ontology annotation, biological process: platelet activation; phospholipase C-activating G protein-coupled receptor signaling pathway; relaxation of muscle. The transcript is spliced from 2 exons. Gene Ontology annotation, molecular function: ATP binding; G protein-coupled ADP receptor activity; A1 adenosine receptor binding. The coding region runs from base 482 to 1573 and encodes 363 amino acids. Gene Ontology annotation, cellular component: plasma membrane. The record is from RefSeq and is a predicted model, not a curated record.
GAAGCUUGGCCUGGAGAGAAGGGCAAGGAAGGUGGAGAAGGAGUCAGAGAGGCAAUGUAGGAAGCAGUGUAGCCAAACAGUAGUGGGGCAGAUAGUGCAGACCUUAGCUGCUAUUGUAGGGUCCCUGGUCUGGAACCUGGAGAAGAGGGGGGUCUGGGUUCUUCUAUCAGCUAUGGGGGAAGUAGCAACACUGAGGGGCAGUGAACUGGAAGACUGGCUGGGAUGGCUGGUACAGAGAGAUGUCAGUCCAUCCAUCCCAGCAGGGGACAAUUACAAACACCUGGCUCAAGGCCACAAGCCAUGAUGAGAGAACCAGUGUGUCCUGAGAGUGACAAAGUGAGCACCUGCAGGAAAGGGUGUCAGAAUGGCAGCUCUAAUCCCCCAUCACAGACGGAAGGAUGUGCUCCAGUGAUGCUUUCUUGUCCCCCCAGAGACAGUUGCUGCUUUACCCCCAGACCUGUCUGACUUUAGUGGAGAGAUCAUGACUGAAGUCCUCUUUUCAGCUGUUUUGAAUGGGACUGAAACCAACAUUCUGUCAAACACUGGCUGGACUCUAGGAAAUGCCACUACCAAAUGUUCCCUAACAAAAACCGGCUUCCAGUUCUAUUACCUGCCCACUGUCUACAUUCUAGUCUUUAUCUCUGGAUUCCUGGGCAAUAGUGUGGCGAUCUGGAUGUUUGUCUUCCACAUGAGGCCUUGGAGUGGCAUCUCAGUUUACAUGUUUAAUCUGGCAUUAGCUGAUUUCUUGUAUGUCUUGACACUCCCUGCCCUCAUCUUUUAUUACUUCAAUAAAACUGACUGGAUCUUUGGAGAUAUCAUGUGCAAACUGCAACGGUUCAUCUUCCAUGUGAACCUGUAUGGCAGCAUUUUGUUUCUGACUUGCAUCAGUGUGCACAGAUACACAGGGGUAGUGUAUCCUUUGAAAUCACUUGGGAGGCUGAAGAAAAAGAAUGCUGUUUACAUCAGUACCUUUGUUUGGAUCAUUGUUGUAGCUGGGAUUUCUCCUAUAUUGUUCUACUCUGGAACUGGGCUAAGGAAAAAUAAAACCAUUACCUGUUAUGAUACUACAACUGAUGAUUAUCUGAGAAGUUACUUCAUUUACAGCAUGUGUACCACUGUGUUUAUAUUCUGCAUCCCAUUCAUAUUGAUUCUUGGUUGUUACGGACUAAUAGUGAAAGCUUUGAUUUACAAGGAUUUGGACAAUUCUCCUCUUAGGAGAAAAUCAAUUUACCUGGUUAUUAUUGUGUUGAUGGUCUUUGCCGUGUCUUAUCUUCCCUUUCAUGUGAUGAAGACAUUGAAUCUAAGAGCCAGACUGGAUUUUCAGACUCCACAAAUGUGUGCCUUCAAUGACAAAGUAUAUGCUACUUACCAAGUGACAAGGGGGUUAGCUAGUCUCAACAGCUGUGUAGAUCCUAUUCUGUAUUUUUUGGCAGGUGAUACCUUUCGAAGUAGACUUUCAAGGGCAACCAGAAAAGUGUCUAGAAGAAGUGAGCUCAAUGUGCAAUCAAAAAGCGAGGAAGUGACUCUCAAUAUUUUAGCAGAAUAUAAAGUGAAUGGAGACACGAGUAUGUGAAUGGAAAAGAUUUGCAAGCAGUUGCAAAAAACAAAACAAAACUUUCCGUUUUUAACACACUUAGAUGCUCUAGUGCCAUGACUGUUUGGGGAAAAUCUACUGAACUGGCCAGCAAGCUUGCUCUUUUUGUGUUGGGGGUGUCUCAUUUUGUGAAUUUAAGGAGAACUUAAGCAAAGUAAGUGUAAAAAAAAUUUAAUCUUAAUGGGGGGGAAAAUGCAUCAGAUUUCUGUUUUUACCUUUUUUUAAAAAAAAAUGCUCACAAUAGUAUAUCUUCCUGAUUGGUGUCAAAUAAAAUAAGACAAAACAAAUCCCAUAGAGGAAAAAAUAGUUUCAAAUGUGCUGUUGUUAUUAAUUCUUUUCUCUCCAUUAAUAAUAACAGAUUUUAAAAAAAUUAAAUAUCCAAGAAAAAUAAACUUCUUUUCUGGGCCUCUGUCCAUACUUCCAUCCAUAGCCUCUUCUUUUACACUUACACUGUAAAAAAUUGUUUACAUUAAGAUCAUGAUGCAGCAAUCUUGAACAUUAUCUUGUGAUUUCUGUAUCUUCUACUUUUGGAGCAAAUGAUAAUAUUUUGGUAGCUCAGUGGUGCCCUUUCUGGUUCUAUCUUUUCUGAAGACUUGAUUCCUAUAAGGAUAAGUUCCAGGCCCAUGUGUAUUAUGACCCUCACAAAUUAUUGUGAUUGUACGUGAAAACUAAGGGUGAAAUUUUGGCAAUGUUGAAGUCAAUGCUAUUGAUUUUAGAGGGGCCAGAAUUUCACCCGGAUGUUUGCACAGAGACUGUCUAUUUUGCUUUUUGUGCAAGCAGCUACCUAUGCACGCACAAUCGCAGUACAUUUUGAGUGUAGAUAUCACCUACAAAUCUGAGUACAAAAAUUGGCACUGUAUAUCUAAAUAGCCAAUAUUUUAGUCGUUGCUGAAGUAAAACACUCAUUGUCUUCAGUGGAAAGAACCAAAUAAUGGACCUGAAUAAGGACUGCAGGAAUGGGCUCUGCUUGGGCAAAUGGCAGGACCAAAUUUAUAGAUUUGGAAGAGGCUUGCUCUUUAGAGUUACAAAUUUUGGCCAAUACUUCACUGCUGCUCUGACACUCAGCAUCUGAUGCUGGAAGUUUGUGUGAAUUCUCUUAUGGGUAACAAACUCUAUUAUUGAAAACACUUCAAUUUUUAUCCACAUAAUUCAAAUAUCUCUGGCUUUUAUCUUAACCUUCAUUUGGUACAAGCAUUUUUCACUUUCUUAUCUUGUGUGAUAACACAAGUUGUUUCCCAGGCAAAUUCUUAUCAAAAUGGGUUAAAGAACAAUAUUUGUUGGAAUCAGAAAAAAAAAAAAAGAUAAACUUCAUUUUUUUUUUACUGUGAAUAAAGAAUUACUGUAUCAACAAAAUGUUGCAAUACACUGCCAAUAAUUUCAUGCUGGGGAGUGGAUACCUUCAUAAUUUGUCUCACGCAAAUGUGUAAAAUGGUCACCUAAAAUUGGGCAGAAUAAUACAUUGUGUAAUGCAUCAGUCAGUGAGGAGUUGAGCACAGACAGAAUCUGUGGGGAACAGAACCUUAUUUAUUUCACAUAGAUAUUGUUUGAAAUGUGUCUGAAAGUAUUAUUGAAUCUGGUGCACAAAAUGGUGUGAUAUGUAAUCAGUAAAUGGUUUUAACAAAUCCUCAGCUCCCACAAACUUUAUACUAGGAAUAAAAAUAAACUAUUUCUAUCUUGCUUAUUAAUUUCCAAGGACUGACUACAUGCAGAAAAUGAAUAGCUCUAGAUAUCUCUUGACUAAAUUGUUAAGCAGCUUACAUUCAGAAAUAUAAAACUACUUAACCUGCAAAAACUAUUUAUUUAACUUAUUUAUUGGAAGACUAAGUACAAAUGUGAAGUGUUGUUUAAUAACAUUUUAAAUGAUUCUGUUUUUCAUAUUUUCAUAAUUGAGCAUUAAUGGAAAAAAUUGAAUGGCAUGGUUGAAUUGUUGUAAUUGUACUCUAAUGGAACAUCUUUUAUAAUAAACUCUCAGAUCCAGCGCUGCAAGACAUUUUGGACUACCAUUUGCUGUUGAUGUGCAGUCUACACCUAAAUUAAGCUACUGUUUAGCAAGCAUAAUAUUUUACAGUAAUGCUAAAAAUCUCAUUUAAUCCUAUAAAUCCAAGAAAAUGUAGAGCAAAUGCAAAAAAUCAAGGCUAAUGUUCCUCUUUGUGACAAAACUUUUGUUGAAUGUACAGACCUUGGUUCUCAUUUAUAAGGCCAAGUCUACCUUAGAGACCUUACAGUGGCACAGCUAUGCCGCUGUAGCUGAGCUGCUGUAAGGUCUCCUGUGUAGCUACUCUAUGCCAGUGGGAGAGAGCUCUCCCACCGACAUAGCUCUGUCCACACAGGCACUUUUGUCUGUGAAACUUAUCCAUUUUCACACCCCUGACUGACAAAAAAUGUGCUGACAAAAGUGUUAGUGGAGACAAAGCCUAAGGCUCCUUUAUGCUGCCAGGGAAUGAGAAUCAGCCCCACAGUACAUGGUGUGUAACUGGUGUGCUUGGCAGAUGAAUUAAGGAUAGUGUCAGAAUGGAUUUACAGAUUGUUCAAUGAAUGGAUUUUUAUGGGUUUAAAAUCAUGUUAUUUUCACAGUUUUGUGGUCUUUCUUUUUUCCUUCAAUUAGGGAAUAAAAUGUUGCACUAAUUAGGAACUUUUUGAAGCAUGAAACACACAUACUCAAUAGAGAGUCAAUUCUCAGAUUCAGAUAAGUCUGUAUUUAGAUACUUUAAAAAUAUAUAUAAUCAACCCACUUUUAUUUUUUUAAAUGUGUAUCAAAACUAUGCUAAACCAUAUUGGCUAUUCAUUAAUGUAUAUUAGACCUUAAAAAUCAAGAGCAGCAACAAAAUUUUAGGGAUACAAUUGUAAGACAUAGGUACAGCUCAUAAUGAGGGGCAGGGAGGAUCUGCACAACUCCAUGGGAAAUUCAAAGGCAGUAUUUACCCUCCUUAAGUGGCAGAAUGCCCACCGCUCUGCUCCUUUGUGGGGUACACCAUUCUCCCUACAGCACACUGGUUUCCAAACAUGGACUGUUUCUGUGCCUUCCACACAACAGUGGAAAGUUAAUUUU